Molecule: messenger RNA, 626 nt
Organism: Drosophila hydei
Lineage: Eukaryota; Metazoa; Arthropoda; Insecta; Diptera; Drosophilidae
Gene: Roc2
Product: RING-box protein 2
Exons: 2
Coding region: 1-336 (111 amino acids)
Biological process (GO): protein ubiquitination; ubiquitin-dependent protein catabolic process
Cellular component (GO): nucleus; Cul5-RING ubiquitin ligase complex
Molecular function (GO): zinc ion binding; ubiquitin protein ligase activity; cullin family protein binding
Source: RefSeq, a predicted model, not a curated record
AUGGCCGAUGAUGGAGAAAACUCAGUGGAUAACAAGCUCACAGACGACAACAAGCCAGAGAAAAUGUUUACGCUAAAGAAAUGGAAUGCUGUUGCAAUGUGGAGCUGGGACGUCGAAUGCGAUAUUUGUGCCAUUUGCCGCGUUCAAGUCAUGGAUUCGUGUUUACGUUGCCAGGCGGAGAACAAACGGGAUGUGUUGGGUCGUCAGGAUUGUGUUGUUGUUUGGGGCGAGUGUAAUCACUCGUUUCAUCACUGUUGCAUGUCGCUGUGGGUCAAGCAAAACAAUCGCUGCCCGCUGUGCCAGCAGGAAUGGUCCAUUCAGCGCAUGGGCAAAUAAGCCAUGGCUGCAUCUCUCACUAUAACAAUAAUUAAGCUAAAGAGCAUGUUAACGUUUCUGAUAUAAGCAAUAACCUAGAUCCAUUUUAAACUGUCAAGCUGAAUAAAUACAAAAGUAAAACAAGACUAAGAAAGAGAACACCAUGCAACCUGCGUUUUUCUCUGGACUUGAACCCCGAACUUCUACCAACACCACCACUCCAUUUUUGCGUUAUUACGUGCUAAUUCAAGUAAAGUAGUAGCUAGUUAUUCAACCACAAUUCUAUCACAAAUUCAAUUUUUUGAAUAUUG